Molecule: messenger RNA, 1682 nt
Organism: Callorhinchus milii (elephant shark)
Lineage: Eukaryota; Metazoa; Chordata; Chondrichthyes; Chimaeriformes; Callorhinchidae
Gene: maf1a
Product: MAF1 homolog, negative regulator of RNA polymerase III a
Exons: 7
Coding region: 120-869 (249 amino acids)
Biological process (GO): negative regulation of transcription by RNA polymerase III
Cellular component (GO): nucleus
Molecular function (GO): RNA polymerase III core binding
Source: RefSeq, a predicted model, not a curated record
CCACUGCCCCGCCCCCGCUCACGGCUCGAGCGAGAACCGACCGUUACCGGAAGCGGCGCGAGGCCGCGGCUGUUUGUCUUCAAUUUAAAUCUCAGUCGACAACAAGAACCGCCGCCGCCAUGAAGCUGCUCCUCAACUCCAGCUUCGAGGCCAUUAACUCCCGGCUCACCAUGGAGACCGGGGACUGCGCCAUCAUCGGCAGGAUUGAGAGUUACUCCUGCAAAAUGGCUGGUGAAGACAAACAAAUGUUUAAGCAGUUCUGUCAGGAGGGCCGACCACACAUUCUUGAGGCUCUUUCCCCACCCCAGACUACAGGCAUCAGCCCCAACAGGCUAAGUCGGAGUCAAAGUGGCGAUGACAGUGAGAGUCCACUGAGCGAUAAUUGUAGCCGCAAAACCUUAUUCUACCUGAUCGCCACACUCAAUGCAUCUUUCCGUCCAGACUAUGAUUUCAGCAAAGCAAAGAGCCAUGACUUCAGCAAAGAACCCAGCCUCAACUGGGUUGCAAAUGCAGUAAAUGGGAGCCUGUCUUCAGCUGCAGGGGAGCAGUUUAACCAGCUCAAGCCUGAACUGUGGCAGGCCAUUGAUGAUGAGAUCUGUCUUUCAGAAUGUGAAAUUUUCAGCUAUAACCCAGAUCUAGACUCUGAUCCCUAUGGAGAAGAAGGUAACUUGUGGUCGUUCAACUACUUCUUUUAUAAUCAGAGACUGAAGAGAAUUGUUUUCUUCACUUGUCGCUCAGUCAGUGCCUUUGUGGUGCCUGGUGAUUCUGGGCUUGGGAACGAGCUGGACAUGGAGCUGGAGCACGAGGGAAGUGUGGUGGAGGAGGAAGAGAACCUGGAUGAGACAAGGUAUGAAGCCGUUUGUGCUUGAAGCUGGUGACUAGACUUAUUGAAUGGCCGUUUUGCAUUUCUUCAUCUUGAGAUGGACAUUUCUCCUGCCUCCUGUUCAGCAUUACAUGAUUAAAUUCAUGACUUUAUUGAACUUUCCAGAGGGGGAACAAUCCCACCCCCUGAAUAAGGAAGCUCUUCAAAAGUGUUGGACAAAGGAAUUUUUUUUUUUAGAUUUCCUGCACUGGUCCCAUUGAUGAUGGCUUCUGACAUUGUGAAAGCAGAACUGUUCAUUGGGUACUUCCUACAGACUGAAGGCAAACUUUACAAGUUUGGUACCAGCAUACCACCAGCACUUACCUCCCCCUUAAAAUACUGUUCUUAAUUUAUCUUCUCUGAUGGUUGGAUGAAGUCCUUUCGAGGGCUCUGGGAUCUGCUGUGUUUACUUAGAUAUUCCCAUUUCUUGGAAAUGAACACAAGCCAACGGUCAGUGCAAUACUGACUUUAUGUUUUUACCAACUUAAGUUCUGCAACCAAAAUAUUUGUCUUGAAUGUUCUUAAAUGUUAAGAGCAUAAACUUAUUGUCUAUAUACUGUCAGGUACUGCCUCCUAAGCUAACAGGCGCACACUCUCCUUUUUAAAUGGAUGGGACUAUUUGUGUACAUGAAAUAUGUUUUAAGUGCCGCAGGAAUUUGCUGAAUGGACUAAUUGCCACGUAUUCUGCUACCUGGCACCCAAUGCAGAAAAAUCAAAUCAGCGGCAGCAACGCACUGGGCAGUUUUGUGACAAAACAUUUUGCGACCCAGAUUAUUUUUCUCAAUAAAUAUUAAAGGGAAACUUUAGGGAAGAGGAAAAA